UUCUAAAAUGAGUUUCACAAGUUAAGUUAAUAAGUUUAUUCGCGCAACACAACACAUUUUCGCAAGUGAGUCACAAUAACAAUUGGCAAUCUAUGGUAAUGGAUAAAACAUACUCGAAUGUGCAACUGAGCAAGCAACUCUCAUGGCUGCUGCGUCAUGGUGCACAAAAGGAAGGAUUAACAAUACAGCCCGAUGGAUUUGUGAGCAUCAAUGAGAUUUUAAAACAUUCGCGCUUCGGUUCGCAAUACACCAGAGAAAAACUGCGGCAGAUUGUCUCAACUGAUGCUAAGCAGCGUUACACGCUGCGUUCGAAUCCAUUAACGGGUGCUGAGGAAAUUCGCGCCAAUCAGGGUCAUUCGCUGAAAGCGGUGCAGUCGGAGGUUUGCAUGGAACGCAUUGGGAGCAUCUCCGAGCUGCCUUCGGCUGUGGUGCAUGGCACCUACUAUAGCAACUGGGAGCGCAUCAAAAUCGAAGGCCUCAAACGUAUGCAACGGAAUCAUGUCCAUUUCGCAUUGUUCAACGGCGAUGGCGAUAAUCGUGCAGUUUUAAGCGGUUUUCGUAGCGAUUGCCAAGUGCUGAUUUAUUUGAAUGUUGCCAAAGUGCUGGGCGAUCAGCUGCCAAUGUUUCGAUCCAGCAACAAUGUUAUUUUAUGCGCUGGCAUCGAUGGCUGCAUCGAUAAACGAUACUUUGAGCGCGCGAUUGAGAGAAGAUCGAAGAGGCCGUUGUCUUUUUAAAUUCAAAAAACAGUGUGAUCAUUGUUUGUGUGAAUCGAAUGUUUUUAGUUUUUACUGCGUCCCGUAAAUAAAUUGUUCCAAUUUGUUUGUUUUCAA
This is a messenger RNA of Drosophila grimshawi, 830 nucleotides long. Its product is annotated as tRNA 2'-phosphotransferase 1. The record is from RefSeq and is a predicted model, not a curated record. Gene Ontology annotation, biological process: tRNA splicing, via endonucleolytic cleavage and ligation. Lineage: Eukaryota; Metazoa; Arthropoda; Insecta; Diptera; Drosophilidae. The coding region runs from base 93 to 734 and encodes 213 amino acids. Gene Ontology annotation, molecular function: tRNA 2'-phosphotransferase activity. The transcript has a single exon.